Messenger RNA from Daktulosphaira vitifoliae (grape phylloxera), 2607 nucleotides. RefSeq names its product facilitated trehalose transporter Tret1-like. The record is from RefSeq and is a predicted model, not a curated record. Gene Ontology annotation, biological process: transmembrane transport. NCBI's taxonomy places the organism in Eukaryota, Metazoa, Arthropoda, Insecta, Hemiptera, Phylloxeridae. The coding region runs from base 661 to 2031 and encodes 456 amino acids. The transcript is spliced from 5 exons. Gene Ontology annotation, cellular component: membrane. Gene Ontology annotation, molecular function: transmembrane transporter activity.
GGUCCGUUACAAUAGCCAAGCCAGUGUUGUAUAUUGUGCUAUUUAUAAAUGUCUUCAUCGUCGUUAAUCAUCAGAAAAAGAACACAUCAAAAUCUGUGAUAAUUGUAGAUUUUUUUUUUAUACGUGAAUACUAGUAUAAUUUAGUUUAAGUGUUUAUUAGAAACGUUUUACUUAUCCGAAAAACAAAAUUACUUUAUUAGGAGGGGACUUUGUAGGGGCAAACGUCUAGCCGGUUUGGUGAGAGGGACGUUCGAGUGAUAGCGCGAGUUUGAAUUCGUCGGGCAGCACGUUUGCCAAAGACAAGUACCGAGUGCGCCGCAUACCAAGUACAUUAAGUAUUUUGUAUGUAAACAUUUUGAUCAAAAAAAUAUAUAGAUUGUUUUUAUUAUUUACGGUAAAUUUAAUUUAGUGAUUUUAGAUGAAAUUAUUCAAUAUUUGAUGUCCUUAACAAUCCAAAUUAAGGUGUUAUGAAAAGAAUAAGCAUCAUCAAGCAAUUUGCAACAGAAAAAAACAUCAUUUUGAUUACCAUCCACUUCACUUAAGUCAUAAUUGUGCACAUUGCUAAUGACAUGCCAUCGGAUACUAUGACUAUGAUAUUAUGACGAUAGUUCUACUUCUACAAUCUAGAAACACAUUUGUAACAUAAAAUACCUAACCAAAAUGUUUAUUAAACUUAACGUGCCUCCUGUAGUCAAACAGAUGUUUGCUGCGUCAGGGCCUUUGAUCGUGACACUGGGCUCAGGCAUGACCGUCGGUUUCUCUGCCGUGUUGUUACCGCAACUCAAGGACGACCAUUCGGCUAUCAGAAUCGAUAGCAGUCAAGAAUCUUGGAUAGCUAGCAUGGCAGCUCUACCUAUGGCAGCAGGUAGCGUAUUGGGAGGCAUUUCGAUGGACAAAAUGGGAAGAAAGACCACCAACCUGUUGAUUUGUGUACCAUUUGUUAUUGGCUGGGCCGCAGUGUCGCUAGCCAAAAGCUUGCCUGCUGUAUUUGUAGGCCGUCUAUUGACUGGCCUGUGCACAGGAAUGAUGGGCCCUCCAUCGGCCGUUUAUAUAGCCGAAGUUACCGAGCCGCAAUACAGGGGCGCAGCUCUUGCUAUGAUAUCUUUCUCGAUAUCGGCCGGCAUUCUUGCAGUGCACACAAUGGGCACAUUUCUUGACUGGCGAUUAGUGUCGGCUUUGUGUUCAUUGGUCCCGUUCGCCGGCUAUUUGAUAAUAUGGUUCACGCCCGAAUCGCCUAUAUGGUUACGCGAAAAGGGUCUCGUGGAAUCGGCGGAACGGGCUCACAGCCGUUUGUCUGGCAAGCCGAUCACUUCAGUCGACUGCUAUAAAAAAACAUCGCCGACAGUGACCGCUGAACAAAAACCAAACUUUUGGAAAUGCAUCGGCCGAACGUCAUUCCUCGAGCCACUCGUAGUGCUGGUCACUUUUUUCUUUGUUCAACAAUUCUCCGGAGUAAACGCAGUCGCUUUCUAUUCCGUGACUUUGCUCAGACGCAUUAGCCCCGAGCUGAACGAAUACUAUUCUACGAUAGCUUUGGACGUCAUCCGACUUGCCGUGUCUAUCCUUGCCUGCUGUCUUACGAGAAAAUUCGGCAGGCGUCCAUUGGCAGUCAUCUCAGCCGCAGGUACAUCAAUUUCACUAUUGUGUUUGGCAGUAUCCGUCCAAAACAACGCGCCUUCUAUUAUCAAAGCAGCAACAGCAUCUCCUAUUACGUCUCCGAACUUCAACAUUAUACCGUUGCUGUCUAUUGUUGCGUACAUGUUGUUUGUCAAUAUAGGUCUCGUUCCAUUACCAUGGAUAAUGGCAGGAGAAAUGUUUCCAUCGUAUUGUCGUGAACUUGGAAGUGGUCUAUCGACAAGCUUUGGAUUUAUUAUGUUUUACUUAGUCAUUCAGUUUAGUCCUCUUAUGCUGGCAAACAUUGGUACUUCUAUGACUUUUACAAUAUUUGGCGCAGUUGCCGGUACAGGUGCAAUAUUUCUUUACUUGUGUUUACCAGAAACUAAAAAUAAAACUAUCAAUGACGUCAGCUGAACCCAACGUUAUUGUUCUUAAUAAAACGUUUAUGAAUUUCAAUUCGUUUCAACCAAUAGAUGUCGCUGACUUUUUACAAGGGAAAAUUAAAUUACAAUAAUCUUAGACGAAUUUAUGGAUAUCAAUUCGAUUAUGGACUCAAUAAAUUAAAAUCUUACGAAAUAUUGAAAAUUUAUUGAUAGUAUAUCACAAAGAUAAGUCUCAUCAAUGACAAAAAACCACCUAAUUAUUUAUUUAUAUUAAAAUAACAUUGAAUUUAGAUAUUUUAUCAUUGUUUUAUCAUAUAAUUGUAAUUUAGUGUUUGAAAUUGUUGUUAUACUCUAAGACAGAGUCUAAGUAAUCAUGAGCAAUAAAAUAUUUUAUAACUAUGAAAAUUUUAUAUGUGUAUUUAAUUAAAUGUUUUAUUUGCUAAGUUUUAUUAUUGUACAAUUUUUGCAUAUUAAAAAAUAAAUCGUAUAGCGUGACACUUGUAGCAUAACUACAGUAAUUCGCUACAUUUUUAGAAGCGUUAAAAUUGUAUUGUUAACGAAAAAUAAUUAAUGAAAAUAGAAUGCCACUCUAUUGAAUAGCUGAUUA